AUGGCAGAAGAAGAGACGAAGCCGAUUGAGGAGAGCGAAGAACCUAAGCCAAUCAGAGAGGGCGGACGGAAAGAGACCGUACGUCCAUCAUUAGCCGAAGUUUGUGUUGGUUGAAAUGGAAGCGGAGAGGGGUAAGAAACGGCCAUAUAGCGGCUCCGACGAUGAAGGAAAGGCGACGAGGGCUAAGGUGGACGAAGGUGGUGAUCGUACGGUGACGGAGGAGGAGGUGGACGAGUUCUACGCCAUCCUCCGUCGGAUUCACGAGACUUCCAGAACCUUCGCCGUCAGAAAAGGAAAGGGAGGGGUAGUUGGAGGAGGAGGACGCCGGGGGCGUCGUGCUAAUUCAAGUUGGGUGCCGGCGUUUAAGUUGGAGGACUUCGAGGAGAUUGGCACCGUUAAAGUUAAUGGGACGGAGACACCGGCUAACGAGGAGGAGAUCAGCGGUGGAGAGGGGAGGAGACGGUCGGCGUUGGCGGAGGACGGGAUCUCGGUGUGCCUCGACUUGAACACCGAGCCGGAGCACAAGGGCCCUGGCCACGUUAAACCAGAAGCAGUCCGUGGUUCUAUCGGUUAGUUCGUAGAACUUUGUUAAAAAGCAUUUUGGUCACCGUCUCUCUCUCCCGUUUGUAUUUAUGUGUGAAUCUCUUUGUUAAUUUCCAUUUGCGAAGGGAAAAGGUAUGAAGAACAUGAGUUUCCUGAAUUAAGAUUUUAUGUAAUUAAUAUCUGAAUAAAGUGCUCGUUUCUAA
Molecule: messenger RNA, 746 nt
Organism: Elaeis guineensis (African oil palm)
Lineage: Eukaryota; Viridiplantae; Streptophyta; Magnoliopsida; Arecales; Arecaceae
Biological process (GO): regulation of systemic acquired resistance
Source: RefSeq, a predicted model, not a curated record